AUGGAAAAUCCUUUAUUAGAUUCAAAUAUAAUUGAUAAAAAUAACAGAGAUUAUGUUCUCUUCGCUAAGGUUUCAAAAAAUGAUGAAACUCUUAGAACCUUGAUUGAAGAGAUGCAGCUAAAGGUCAAAUUUACUUCAGAUAAUAAAACAUAUUUGAAAUGUUAGACUUGUGAACUUCUAUAUGUUUUAUAAUAUGACAAUUAUUUCCAAAUGUGUAUAUUCUACAAAAAGCACGAAAAAAGUAAAAAAGACAAUAGCUCAAAUAAUUGUUAAUAAUGUUAAUAAUUCAUAAACGGAGAAUGUUUCAAAAAAUGUUACAAAUGCAAUUCCAAAUAAAUAAUAUGUAUUUAAAAUGAGCAAUAAAGAUUAUAAUGUCAAAUUUGUUUUUCUGAAUUAUGCAAAUGUUGUGAUUCAAACUUAGAAAUUUUUUAAUAAUUUCCAGAUACAUGUACAAAGAAGAAUGUAACUAAUUGUUAAAGAUACUUUUAUGUCAUAACAAUGAUAAUAAUAUCAUUCAUCUUUUUGCCAAUAUUCAUGGUCCUAAAUUUUUAGAAAUACAAAUUCUAAUGUUAAUUUUUGUAAUUUCAUUAGUAUAUACUCACAAAAUAUAAACCAGUUAUCAUUUUAUUCUUUUACUAAGUAUUCCUUAUCGUAUACUUAGUAAAAGUGUUUAUGAUAUUAAUAAAUUUUGUAGUAGAUAAAAAUAAAGAUAGAAUACAUAAUUACUUUGGUUGA
Paramecium primaurelia is the source of this 735-nucleotide messenger RNA. The record is from the annotation of a GenBank genome assembly. NCBI's taxonomy places the organism in Eukaryota, Ciliophora, Oligohymenophorea, Peniculida, Parameciidae.